This is a messenger RNA of Teleopsis dalmanni, 2026 nucleotides long. RefSeq names its product negative elongation factor B (gene NELF-B). NCBI's taxonomy places the organism in Eukaryota, Metazoa, Arthropoda, Insecta, Diptera, Diopsidae. Gene Ontology annotation, cellular component: nucleus; NELF complex. The transcript has 6 exons. The record is from RefSeq and is a predicted model, not a curated record. Bases 90 to 1847 code for a protein of 585 amino acids. Gene Ontology annotation, biological process: negative regulation of transcription elongation by RNA polymerase II.
ACUUUAUUAGUUGUGUAGACGCCGCAUUAAGACCGAAUUUUUGAGAAAAAUUUAAUGUUUUUGUUAAAUAAAAUACUAUUUGUUUAAAAAUGUCUGUUCCGCCACAAACGACGGGUCUUGAAGAAGUAAAUAUUCCAGGACAAGCAUAUCUGCGAGAUGCCUUAACAUCAUGUACUGAUCCAUUAAAAGCUAUAGAGAAUUUUCAGCUGGAAAAUGGUGUGCUCUUGCCUUCAUUACGGCCCAUGCUGCCUCUGCUUGAUUUACACGGCGUACGUCGUUUGGAAUUUCAUAAUUCAUUACUUGAGGAACUUCGAGAAAAGUUAAUUGCCUACAUCAAUGAAUUGGGACAGAAGGAUCCACGCGAACGUGAUAAAAAAUUGAAGGAACUGCUUGUGAAAAGUUUUCCAGUAGUGCAUGUCAAACCUUUGCGACCAGUUGUAAUGGCAAUUCUACGCAAUACACCACAUAUUGAUGAUAAAUAUUUACGUAUUUUGGUACGCGAUCGUGAAUUGUACAGUGACACAGACACAGAAGUGAAACGUCAAAUAUGGCGCGAUAAUCAGUCAUUGUUUGGUGAUGAAGUUUCACCAUUGUUGUCACAAUAUAUACGCGAGAAAGAACAUAUAUUGUUUGAUCAUACCAAUUUAACUAAUUUGUUCUUUCAUCCAACACCAAAAGUCAGACGAACUGGUGAGGUAGUGCAAAAGUUAGCCAAUAUGAUUGGUACCAGUGUUAAAUUAUACGAUAUGGUGUUGCAAUUCUUACGUACGCUGUUUUUACGUACACGAAAUGUACAUUAUUGUACGUUACGUGCUGAACUGCUUAUGGCAUUGCAUGAUUUGGAAGUGCAAGAAAUCAUAUCUGUUGAUCCUUGUCAUAAAUUUACUUGGUGCUUAGAUGCUUGCAUACGUGAGAAAAAUGUGGACAUAAAACGCUCACGUGAGUUGCAGGGCUUUUUAGACAACAUCAAACGUGGACAAGAACAAGUACUUGGUGAUUUAUCUAUGACUUUAUGCGAUCCAUAUGCAAUUAAUUUUUUGGCAACCUCUGCUAUAAAAAUUCUGCAACAUUUGAUUAAUAAUGAGAGUCUUGCACGUGAAAACACAAUAUUAAUAUUACUAUUACGUAUGUUGGCGCUGGGUUUAAGUGCUUGGAUAAUGAUUGAUUCACAGGAUUUCAAAGAGCCAAAACUUGAUAGUCAAGUUGUCAGCAAAUUUUUGCCUGCAUUAAUGUCAUUAAUGGUCGACGAUCAGUGCCGAAGUUUACAUUUAAAAUUACCACCAGAUGAACGUGAAUCUGCUUUAACAACUAUCGAACAUUCUGGUCCUGCACCUGAUGCUGUCGAGGCUUAUAUACAAGAAAGUUCCGUAGCCAGUAUCUUAGCUAUGUAUUAUACAUUACAUGCAGCACGUCAAAAGGAUCGUGUUGGCUUGUUGCGUGUUUUGUCAAUUUUAUCUUCUUGCAAAGAUGAACGUGCAAUGGAGGAUCCUUUCCUACACUCUUUGAUCGCUUUGUUAAUACCGAUGUCAGAAGAGUUCUCUACUGAGGAUUUCUGUACAACACUUUUUGAUGGAUUUCUUCUGGCUGGUCCACCACGUGACAAUGUUACUCGUCAUAUGCUUAAACUGAUAUGGUAUAUACAUAAUAAAUUACCCGUCGGCCGUUUAACGACUUCUAUGAAGUCCAUACAACCACAACCAAGUCAAAAUGAAAAUGUACACAAAUUGUUCGACGCAUUACAGGAACGCGUUGGUAGUACAAUACAGGAGGGUCCCUUGCCGGAGCCAAUGGAACCUGAAUUUGAUUCUCCACUCAAAAGUGUGCCUACGCCAGGACCACACUAUUAAUCCUUAUAAAACUGUCUUCCAAAUUCUUUGAAAAUUUUCAAGCUACACUAAAUAAAAUAAAAAUAAAUUAUUUGGAUUUUAGUAUAAAUUUUGUGGAUUCCUUAUGAAAUGUCUUUUCUGACUUAUUUAUGACAAUAGCGUUUUUAAUUUCUUUUUUGUGUUUGCGUAUUUCAUUUCCC